AUGGUUCAGGGGCCCAUGGGAAACUGUGCCAAGCGGCCCCGACAUCGGGGAUCCAAGGACCGCUGGCAGUGGCCCAGCUGCCCCUCAGGGGGCUCCUGCCACAGCCCCGGCCCCAGGCCCAGCCCUGAGGAUCAGGGGGGCCCCAGGCCGGGCCUCCAGGGCUAUGCGGUGCUCAACAGGCUGGUGGGCCCCGCCUGCAUCUUCCUGCGGCCCAGCAUCGCCAUCACCCAGCUCGACCGGGAGCUGCGGCCAGAGGAGAUCGAAGAGCUGCAGGCUGCCUUCCAGGAGUUUGACCGAGACCGGGACGGCUACAUCGGCUACCGGGAGCUGGGUGCCUGCAUGCGGACACUGGGCUACAUGCCCACCGAGAUGGAGCUCAUCGAGAUUUCACAGAAGAUGAGUGGCGGGAAGGUGGACUUUGAAGACUUCGUGGAGCUGAUGGGCCCCAAGCUGCUGGCAGAGACGGCGGACAUGAUCGGCGUGCACGAGCUGCGGGAUGCCUUCCGGGAGUUCGACACCAACGGGGACGGCUGCAUCAGCUUAGGUGAGCUCCGGGCGGCCCUCAAGGCUCUGCUGGGGGAGCGCCUCAGCCAGCGGGAGGUGGACGAGAUCCUCCAAGACACUGACCUCAACGGGGACGGCCUGAUCGACUUUGAAGAGUUUGUGCGAAUGAUGUCUCGCUGAGCCUGCACAGAAGCUGGAGGCAGCAGACAGGACUUGGGACCACAGCCACUGCCUGC
Equus quagga is the source of this 740-nucleotide messenger RNA. It is a transcript of the gene CABP2, whose product is annotated as calcium binding protein 2. Gene Ontology annotation, molecular function: calcium ion binding. The transcript has 7 exons. NCBI's taxonomy places the organism in Eukaryota, Metazoa, Chordata, Mammalia, Perissodactyla, Equidae. The record is from RefSeq and is a predicted model, not a curated record. The coding region runs from base 1 to 684 and encodes 227 amino acids.